AUGGCGCCCCCAGCCCCGGGGGUGUCCCUGCCAGGCCUGGGGCUCCCCGCGCUGCCCCUCCCCAGCCCGGCAGCCCGGUCCCUGCCGCCCCCCCGAGCCCGCGGGUUUCUGCCCCCCAUUGCCCCAGCGCCCGCCCCCUCGGCCCGGUCCCCGCAGCGCACCCAGCCGAGGGCCCAGGGGAGGGACAAGGACACCGGCCGCCCCCCCGCCAUGGCCGGGCAAGGGGAGAGCCCGCCUGCACCCCCAGGCUGGCGGGGAGGGGUCUCUGUGCCCCACGGACACCCCCAGCGCCCCUUCUCCUCCAGACCCACCGAGCUGCCAUCUCCCUGCACCAUCCGCUUGGACCGGGAGAACAUCAGCGCUAUCAGGAGGCUCCGGAGCCGGCGGGACACCCACAGCCUCUACCUGCAGCAGAACCAAAUUGAGAAGAUCGAGAACCUGAGCUGCUUCCCCAACCUGCGGUUCCUGUCCCUGGCUGGAAACCGCAUCCGCAGAGUGGAGAACCUGCAGCCCCUGCAGCACCUGAGCGUCCUGGACCUGUCCCACAACCGCAUCCAGACGCUGGAGCCAGCUGAGCUGCCCCGCAGCCUCCGCCUCCUCGACCUGACAGGAAACGAAUGCACCCACCAGCAGGGAUACAGGGAGCUGGUGGUGGCUGCUCUGCCCCACCUCCUGCAGCUGGAUGCUCAGCCUGUCCAUGGCACUGUGGAUGAGGAGGAAGAGGAAGGAGGCUCCUGCAGCAGUGAGGAUGAAGAUGAUGAGGUGCUCUCUGUGCCAAGCAGCCCUUUCACUGCAGGCAAAGAUUUCUUUGUGGAUCUGCAGCGGGAGCUGGCUGGGCACUCCCAGAGGAGGAGGAGGGAGGCCCUGGAGGAACAUCAGACCCGUCUGGAAAGGCUGGAGGAGCUGCGGGAGCACCGGGAUCUGCUGCUGCUGCCUCUGAACCCACCCGGCAGCGGGGCCCCGCGGCCCCGGCGGCUUCAGCCCCGGCCCCAAGUGAAGCUGGGGACACCACUGCCACUGCUGCCCCCGCGAGCUCCCAGCAGCAGCCAGCCCCACAACAAGGCUCUGCAAGAGGACACUUGUGCCAAAGGAGCACGAAACAAGCAGUUGCCCCCCAUAGCCCGCAGCAGCACAGCACCAUGCAGUUGGGAUUAAAGCUUCUUUAUUC
Molecule: messenger RNA, 1168 nt
Organism: Strigops habroptila (Kakapo)
Lineage: Eukaryota; Metazoa; Chordata; Aves; Psittaciformes; Psittacidae
Gene: LRRC46
Product: leucine rich repeat containing 46
Exons: 7
Coding region: 1-1155 (384 amino acids)
Molecular function (GO): protein binding
Source: RefSeq, a predicted model, not a curated record